GCCAUGGUUUCUAGUGGGGUCGUGGUGGACUUGUCAUUUCCCCAAGUUGUCAUCAGUUGGUAAUUGGAUGAACCUCCACAAACCCACUAAUAGUCUAUAUUGUCAAACAUAAAUUAAAGCGGAGGUGUAAAUCCACCAAAAUCACAAGGAAUUCAAAAUAAAAUAAUAAUAAUAAUCAUAAAACUUUAAUUUCAGACACAGAUAAAAUGGAAUUUUAGGUUAGGUCAAAAUGGAGCCAUCGCAUGCACCCAAAAAAGAAUUCCCACGUCAAUCAUCUUAAUUACCUGAUUUUGCAAACCCAUUUUGACAAAUACUUCCAACUGCACAACCUUUCUUUUUUCUCCUCCUAAUCCGUAUUAAUUAUAAUUAUACUUUUCCCUCCUUCCUUCUCUGUUUCUCUUCCAUUUUCACUUGCACAUUUCUCAAUCAAUUUCUUUCUCUGACUCUUGAUUGAGAAAUGUGUCCUUUGAGACUGAUUCUUAUAUUCCUCUCAGCCACUCUCGCCGGCUUCUUCGUUCUCAGAAACCUCAGCUCUCAACCCCACCAACAAUCUCUUACCGACGACGAAACCCACCAAGAUCUCGACGAUUCCGUCGAUACCCAAUUCUCUGAUUCCUCAGUGCCUCCUGCUAAUCGAUUCUCCAAGCUUCUUUCUGCUCUGGAGUCGGGGUUUUGGACCUGUGUGGACAUGGCUAGUGGUCGAUAUCUAUGGAGGCAUUUGGUUUCCCAGCCUUCUAAGCCAUCCGAUUGAUGUGUAUGGGGGCUUUUUCUGUCUAACUGUGCUGAAAAUUAUCACGUUCAUAUCCAGGUUUGGGUUUGAGUAUGUUGUAUCAUUUGGUUACUUACAAGGUACAUUGAUAAACUGUCUUUGUAAUAUAUGUAAUUGUAAAAACCCAAUUGGAAUGGCAUUAUUGUUUGUUGAUGGUCUUAUGCUUUACCAUUCCAAUGUCAAUUCUACUGUUGGCCUUCCACUAUCCGGCCUUUAUAUAGCCUGUGCUGUGGUUGUAGAUCUUUUAGUUAUGAACAGCAGCAGAAGUUUGUCAUGGUUGAUAUGUAUAUGAAUUUUUUCUCUGCCUAAGUUAAUUUUGGAAGCCAAAUUUGUGGUUAAUCUAAAAUAUAACUAGAAUCAGUGUAUUUAUGGGGCAAAUUUUGUAAUGUCAAAGCAGUGGACAACUUUUGGGCAUUGCUUAUGUGGUGAAUGGAAUGAGUUGGGUUUUAUUUGAUUA
Molecule: messenger RNA, 1226 nt
Organism: Ziziphus jujuba (common jujube)
Lineage: Eukaryota; Viridiplantae; Streptophyta; Magnoliopsida; Rosales; Rhamnaceae
Exons: 2
Coding region: 458-751 (97 amino acids)
Source: RefSeq, a predicted model, not a curated record